Molecule: messenger RNA, 501 nt
Organism: Fonsecaea monophora
Lineage: Eukaryota; Fungi; Ascomycota; Eurotiomycetes; Chaetothyriales; Herpotrichiellaceae
Exons: 1
Coding region: 1-501 (166 amino acids)
Biological process (GO): attachment of spindle microtubules to kinetochore; mitotic cell cycle
Cellular component (GO): mitotic spindle midzone; mitotic spindle pole body; DASH complex
Source: RefSeq, a predicted model, not a curated record
AUGUCCUACCACCCCCGUCACAUGGACAUGUACCCCUCCACCUCCUCCGGCGGCGGCAGCAGCAGCAGCAACACAUCCUCGACACUACGAUCCAGCGCACAGACACCUGCGCAAUCCCAGCUGCAGGCCCGGAUCGCCAGCAAGCGCGCCGAGCUGGAGAACCUGCGACAACUGCGCGACCUGAGCGCGCACCUGACGGCGCAGCUGGAGCAGCUGGAGACGAAGCUGGGGAGCCUGCGAGACGGCGCGCAGGCCGUUGCGCUGGUGCUGGCGAACUGGGAAAACGUGCUGCAGGUCAUUGGGAUGGCGGCGAUGAAGGUGCCGGUGCCGCAGUCGCAGUCGCCUCCCACCGCCGGUGCACCUGAUGACCCGGACGGCGGCAAUGUGGAUGGAGGAGCAGGAAGAGAUGUGGUAGGAAAUCCAAAGACAUCGCAGGAACGAGACCUGCCAGUACCGUUGGUCAGAAUACCUGUACAGCCCAAGACGGAAGAUGGUGGGUGA